Messenger RNA from Neopsephotus bourkii (Bourke's parrot), 2240 nucleotides. It is a transcript of the gene TC2N, whose product is annotated as tandem C2 domains, nuclear. The transcript is spliced from 12 exons. Gene Ontology annotation, cellular component: nucleus. The record is from RefSeq and is a predicted model, not a curated record. NCBI's taxonomy places the organism in Eukaryota, Metazoa, Chordata, Aves, Psittaciformes, Psittacidae. The coding region runs from base 658 to 2145 and encodes 495 amino acids.
UGGAGGACAGAAUUACAGUGGUUAUGUCAGGAGAGCGUGACGUUGAACAUGCAUUUGAAAAAAGGAGAAAACAAGAAAUAACAGUCACAGAUUGAAUUACAGCAGCUUUCUAUAAUGAAGUGUGUGGACCCCACCCAGCAUCUGUGGCAGAAGAGGGAAGGUGUCUGCUUAACUCAAAGGUUAUGAUGGGAAUGGAAAAAGCCAGGCUCCAGCUGAGAGUAGCACAGGAAGGAUGAGGAAACAGUUUCAUGUUUCUCCCAGUAAAACCUCAGGGGAUAAAGAUUACUGCUGCAAAAACUUUAAUGGUUGUAAAAGCCUCUGGCUGCAGAAGUUGUUUAUUACAAAGGUGUAUUAACCACUUAGAGACUUCAGCUGAAAAGGACUCUGCUAUUUCACAUACAUCUAAGUUGCAAACUCCUUUUUUCUCUUGCAAAAAAACUCUGUAUCAGAAAACUUAAUUUAGUGCCUAUACAUGGAAUUUGGCCGUAAGAUGUUAUAUGCUGUGUGCUGGACUUGUCCCGAUAACGCCCUGCUUUUAGGUCCUAACAGCUGAGCUCAUCACUUGGCUAUUGCAGUACACACUGGAUUCUAGCUCUGAUGGUUUGAUAGCUACACUGGAUCUUUGAUUGUGAUCUCUAAAUCGCAACACUGGAAACAAUGGCAACGGAAUGUAUAAAAUACUGCUGUAAAUGGUGUUUCUGCAUGGAAAAAGAAAAAACUUCUCCAGUUUCCAUGGUGAAGGAAUCUGAAGCAGCAGCCACAAGCAAACCAGCUAUUGUAGAGAAGCCUCCAUUGUCUUCUGUGUCAGUGAAGCGUCAAGUUGGCUGUUCAGAGGAUUAUCUGCUUUCUAAACUGCCCCUGGAUGGUCAGGAGGUACCAUUUGUGGUCCCUCCAUUCAAACUGGCCUAUGUACAACCGAAGAACCUUCCUACUAUCUCAUAUGGAGGGAUUCAAGAAUCUGCCAGAGCCUCAUUUGGUGACCGGAAAGCAGAACUGCACGGCGUGUACCAGUGGCCCCACUAUGACGUGUAUAACCCAUUCUAUUUGGAGCAGCGGGUUUCGCCAGAUCUGAUUAGGCGCUUCCAAGCAAAAUCAGAUAAUAGGAAAUUAUAUGGAUCAGUUAGUGAUUUGAGAUCCAGUGCUUUGCCUGGACCAUUUGAUGUAAGUCGUUCAAUGUUUGACCUCAGAAGCCCACCUCAUCGCUUCAUGAAGAGAUAUGAUUCCUUAUCCAGUGUACCCAGCAGUACCUCUUCCAGGAAAGAUUCACAAGGCAGUAACAGGAGUCUGGAUACUAUAACAUUAUCAGGUGAUGAACGAGACUUUGGAAGACUGAAUGUGAAGUUGUGUUAUGUUUCUUCUGUAGAACAGAUCUGGAUCACAGUUUCGCAUUGCAAAGACCUAAGCUGGCCUUCUAGCUGUGGGGAACAUCCUCGUAUCUAUGUCAAGGGAAUUCUCACACUGCCCAAACCAGUGCAUUUCAAAUCUUCUGCCAAGGAAGGGUGUAUUGAUAUGGAAUUUAUGGAAACUUUUGUAUUUGCUAUUAAACUGCAAAGCCUGCAGGCUGUCCGAUUGGUAUUUAAAAUCCAGACACAGACUCCCAGGAAAAAAACAAUUGGAGAGUGCUCCUUGACACUGCGGGAGCUCAGCUCGGAAGAAUCAAGUCAUUGGCUGGAUAUAUCUCCUCCUUCCAAGGCACCUGUAAGUGCCAAUACUGCAAAAGUGUGCUGUGCAGAACUUCAAGUAGGAACUUGUUUUCAAGCAGUAAACAGGAGGAUACAGUUACAGAUUCUGGAAGCACAAAACCUUCCAGUUCCAUCCACACCACUGUCUUCAAAUUUCUUUGUGAAAGUUGGAAUGUUUACUACAGAAGGGAUGAUCUAUAAGAAGAAGACUCGUCUUCUGAAGUCCACUAAUGGCCAAGUGAAGUGGGGAGAAAUGCUGAUUUUUCCAAUUAGCCAAGCUGAACAAGGAAUUGGCUUUCUCAUCAAGCUCUACAGCAGAAGUUCAGUGAGAAGAAAACACUUCCUAGGACAGAUCUGGAUAAGUUCUGAUAGCAGUAACAGCGAAGCAGUAAAGCAGUGGAGAGAUACUAUUGCUAACCCUGAAAAGGUUGUUGUUAAGUGGUACAGCAUUGGUCCGUCUUGAAGACUACAGAUAAAACUCAGGACUGAUUUUUCUACAAAGAUAUUCCUACACUGUUUAAAAUAGUAUAAAUAAAAAGAAAAGUAUCGUCUAUACAA